AUGCUCGUAACGAAACAGCACCUAGCAGCACCUCUGGUUUCGAGUGCGACUGCACCUCUCACAAAUGAUCAAGACACCUCUUUGGAGUGUUGGCGGUCGUUAUAUCUGAGCAACUUGCCGUCAAAUGCGACUGCUACAUCUAUUUUGAACCUGGUAACUACUGGACUGGUGGAGAAUAUGAGAUACAUACCGCACAAGAAUGCUGCCUAUAUUUCAUUUCUCGACCACGCUGCUGCAUCUGAGUUUUUCACCAGCUUAAUUAUCAAUGGGCCGGUGCUUGGCGGCAACCGCUUAUUCGUUUCCUGGGCACGGGCACCUCCUCUGUCAAAGGAGGUGAAACGUGCAGUUGAAGAGGAUGGGGCCUGUCGAAAUGUUUACAUUGGCAAUCUUCCAAGCACAGUCACUGAGAAUGAUGUCUGCAAAGCGCUUGCCUCGUGUGGUAUAAUUGAGACCAUCAAGGUCAACUACUCAACGCGUGUCGCCUUUGCACACUUCCAGUCAAUUUCAUCAGCAAUUAAAGCAGUCAAAACACUCAAUGAAACACCGCCGUGGAAUACCUACAAAAUUGCGUAUGGUAAAGACCGGUGCCUCCACUUUUCAAGAAUGCAGAGACAGGCAGCUGCCAUCUAUCUGGGCAUUUCAAGUAAAAGCUUCUCUCUUGAUAGCAUUUCCAAUGAAGCGAUAGCGCGUACACUUGCUCAGCAAUCCUCAGCUGCGAUCACAGUUGCUACGACAUCAGGUGGUAUCGUAAACAUCGGUAAUAGAUGCGUGUUACUCUCUCAAUUGCCACAUGACGUUCGGCUGGAUGAAAUCUGCAAUGCAACCAGAGGCGGGGUUCUCGAGAAGAUUGUCUACAGCCCCACAACCAAGGUGUGUUUUGUCACAUUCAUUGACCCAAUUGCUGCUACUCAAUUCUACGCGCUUUGGAGCUUGUAUCCACUGAGCAUUAGGCGACAGUCCGUUACAGUUUCCUGGGGGCCACAUCCAGGGCCCUUGGAGCAAUCCUUGGCAGAGGCGUUAAACCAUGGGGCUACAAGGAAUGUUUAUCUUGGAAACAUCUCACCAGAAUUGAGUAAAUCUCAGCUGCUCGAAGAUUUCUCCAAGUUUGGUGAGAUUGAACAAAUAAACUUUUUACCUGAACGUAUGUGCGCAUUUGUGAAUUUCACCGAUAUCAGGUUUGCCAUGACUGCAGUGGAGAGUGUUCCAAAGCUCUCAAAAUAUAGAAAUGUGCGUAUCCGAUUCGGCAAGGAUCGAUGUGGACGCCAGCCCCGCUUGCUUUACGGAGGUCGACUCACUGAAAAUAUGCCACUGGGUUGGGUAUUAUUUGAAUAUUUGACAAAAUCACAACCCUUUUACGCUCAUACAGAUGGAAGGGGUCCCAAUGGACCCAUAGUGCCGGCAUUUUCUGGGGAGCAUCAAAUGAAGUAG
Molecule: messenger RNA, 1428 nt
Organism: Wickerhamiella sorbophila
Lineage: Eukaryota; Fungi; Ascomycota; Dipodascomycetes; Dipodascales; Trichomonascaceae
Product: RNA-binding protein MRN1
Exons: 1
Coding region: 1-1428 (475 amino acids)
Biological process (GO): mRNA splicing, via spliceosome
Cellular component (GO): cytoplasmic stress granule
Molecular function (GO): mRNA binding
Source: RefSeq, a predicted model, not a curated record